Molecule: messenger RNA, 4617 nt
Organism: Porites evermanni
Lineage: Eukaryota; Metazoa; Cnidaria; Anthozoa; Scleractinia; Poritidae
Source: the annotation of a GenBank genome assembly
AUGGCGGACGGUCAAGGCGACGGAGUGACAACGAAAAGACAGUCUUCUAGCGAGGAAGAACCACAUAGAAACUCGCCUGAAACAGGCUCACACGGAAAUUCAUCUACUGGUGCCUCUUUAAAUCAGCAAAGUACAUCGUAUAGUCGUUCACAAGAGCCAUGGAAUGUUCUUUGGUACUGGAUGUCCGUUCAUUAUUACCAACAAUAUUAUUAUCAGCUUUGUUCGUACAUGUAUUACUGGCAAACUGUUGCAUCGCAAUCAAUGUAUCAAGAAACUUUUCAAAGCCAAAGCAGUUAUUCUCAGUCGACUUUGCAAAAUCAAGGAUCUCAACCCGGUUUAUACGCUGGACAAGCCCGGCAAAACACAGCAAACGUUGAAAAUCGACAUGUACCAAGACCUCCGAUGAACGGUGGCGUUUUCUUGCAAGGUACAGCAGUACCUUGGACUUAUCCAGGACAACAAGCUGUUACAACAGGUAAUGUUCGUGUUAGCCUAAUUUAAUUUUUGUGGACUUGAGCAUACCAGAAGAGUUAAGUGUAAAAAGCUACUUUACGCUGUAUAUUGAAAUUAUAAUUUGAACAGUGAUCCAUCUGGAACACAUCAGCUGCAGUUAGUCCUGGCGCUUGCACAGCUUUCAAACACUGAGUCUAUGACCCAAGCCUAUUAUGAGUCCCAGAAAGUGAAUAAGAGUCUUGUACACUCGUGCAUCAUAUUAAAAUAACAUAGAGACAGUUUGGAGAUUUGUCUUUUUUUCCCGGAGCAAACCUACUUAGGAAUACAUGAAAUUCCAUCUUUCUGAUCUCAUACACAGUCACGAGUACUUUUUUCAUCCAGAGCUCGUAUAAUUUUCGUUCUUUUAUUCCUGUGCAAUUGUUUUUGCAUAUUCAGCCUCACUGCCUGACGGCUCUUCUGUGUGUUCCAUUGCAGAUUUCACUAAAAAUGUACAACUCGUUUUGCAACUGAUUCAUAGGAGACAAAAGAAAUUCUGCGUUAACUUGAGAAUGAUUUCACCUUCAGCAUAACCACUAGCAGGUUCAAGUUGUAGUUAAUUGCUAAACUUUGUUUAUGAAUUUCUUAUCUGUCCUUGUUUUUUUAUCCUCUAUACCUGUAGUUUCUGAGGUACAGAUUGCACCUGUCUCAAGAAGGAUAUAUGCUGAAAUACUUGAUUUUAUCUUCCUGUACCUUACAAAGAUUCUUGUGUUUUCAAUUUAGUAAGUGGUUGCUUCUGUUUUCUUUGGUGUUAGUAGUGUAAUGUUGGCCUUUUUGUAGCCACACUUUCUGUGGUGUCAUGGGGUGAUUUUUUGUGACUAUUCUCUUUUACACAUUUUCUCUGACUUACAGUCCUGUCAGAGAAAAUGUCAAUCAAAUGUAAAGCAGUGCACAUAUCUCUUUAAAAAAGUGCUUUAAGUUUAGACAAGUAUACCAUAACUUGACAUUUGAUGAAAACUAUUAUUUUAAUGAUAUUACUAAUGACACUGUCUUAGUACAGUUUCAAAGAAUUAUGUUUACUUUGUUCAACUGCACUCCCUUUAUACUCCACUCCAUGAGUAGAAGUGAUUGAUGUAUUAAUUAUACAUGGUAGUCCCACACUGAUAGAAAUGCUCAACAGGAUGAUUAUCACAUAUUAUCAUAAUUAUGACCUGUAUGGUCCCCCGUGCAAUUUCGUUGAAAAGCCGUAUAAAACAAAGUCCCUUAUAAAAUUAUGGCCAUACAGGUCAAGUGAUAGGGCUGGAAAAACCUGUAGGGCCCUACUAGAAAAGGGCAGUGAUCAAUACGGCUACACUCUGUCAGAAAAUUCAAAUACACAGCGGUCAUUGAAAAAAUGCUUCUUGACUGAGUUGGGUCAGGUCAAUAUUUGGUUCUCUGUCAGGAUGGUCAAGUAGAAAAUUUUCCCUUCCAUUCCCCCCACUCAAUCAACUAGUACAUCGUCUUUUACAUCUCAUUUACUUACUGAAGUUACAUUUGCUAUAAUCAAUCAUAUUUUUAACACUAUACAGUACAGCCUCAGUAUUGAUGAUCCUAGCAGUAUGCAGGAUAAAUGUCUCUUUUGAUUAAGUGAAUAUUCUAGCUCCCUAUGAUUCUCUGUAGCUCAAUCAGUAGAUAGAGCACCAUUGUUUGGGAGGUCAAAGGUUUAAAUUUUGCUGGGUACUCAAGGUUACCUUUUUUUCUUAUUUUUCUACUUUGAAAAUUAAGCAUAUUGACUUCUUUCUCGUAAAGAAUUUGCUUCCGAUUCAGGCAUUCUUGAGUGAUGAUAAAUAUACAUUUCUACUUUCAAUCUCUGACCUUUUUCAUUGUGAAUGGUUGUCAAUACAAGAAGUUUACUUUUUCAGUGACGACCUGGAGAAAUAUAAUCAGUUACAGUAUUCACUUCUCAGUGAUGAUGAAGAUCUGAAUCUUAACAUUCAAGAUAUCCAGGUGCUUCUUGUCCAAGCUUUGGUUUACAGACUGCUGGUGUUUGCAUAUGAGGUACAGAUUCAGUAGAAUUUUUUAAAGAUAACUAAGAAAUUAAUACAAGGAAAAGAAAAAAAUGUUAAAAAAUGAAAUGGGGCCGGGGAUUUUUGAUUUGUUGACACAGAAAAUAAUCUUUAUAAGUGUAAUGAUCAUAGUGUCAGGUCCACACUUUAGGUUUUGAAGGCCAUUUGUUUUCGAAAUUUCCAGCAUUAAAAUCUGACAGCAGCUCUCCUAAUAAUCAAACCCCUCUUUAGGGACACGUCUGUAAUACUGGCAUCUCUCUUUUAUCGAUUGUUCUCUUGAUCUCAAAGAUAAAGAACAAGAAAGCUCCAUACAUUUUCUAACUCUAUUAAACAGGCAGACAAUUGGCUCUGUAUCUUUGAUGUCCAUUAUUAUCAAGAUUUUAGUUAUGUUACCUCUAUUGGCAUUUUAUGUGGGUAAGAAAAGAAUAGUUACAUUCAGUGGAGGCGUAGGGGUUCUUAAAUAAGAUGAGGUUUGGACGAGGUGAAAAUUUUUCCAAGACUCGUGACUAUUCUGACUAGGAAUGUUCCAAUCUUUGGCCCUGUGACUGUACAAUUUGAAAUAUUUUUCUCAUGAUCCUUUGCAGGUGUUUUUCCUAAUGGGUGGACUACAUGGGAGUUUAGGAGGAGCCACACCUGGGAAAUAUCUCAUGGGAUUGUCGGUCAUUGCAACUGAUAGCAUUUCUACAGUGGCAACCGACCCAGCAGGUGACCGAGUGAGAAUCAUCCCUGGAGGAAACCUUGGAUUCUGGAGGUAGGCUAGCUAUAAAAUGCAAUUGCAUAACAUAUACCUCUAGUCCCAAAAGUGCUUUUCUUUCAUGUCCAUUACACCCCAAAAAAUAGAAGUUGACCCUUCUUACUAACAGAUUAGUCUGGUCGUGAUGUGAACUUGAUUACCGGAAGUGUGAUCAUGAUAAUUAUUGUUAAAUGGAUCUGAACUCAAUUACCGGAAGUCUGGUUGUGUCACCACCAGAACGGAUCGUCAUGAUCCAUUACUGUCUGGUGACCCCCCUCACACAACAUACAUACAGUGAUAAUUUGAACUCUCUCAUGACCCAACUAUCAAAGAGUUGGGUGGUCAACCUAUAGCCGCCACUGUCCUGUGAUACCCAGAUAACAGGCACACAUAGGAAGUAUUAAUCAUGAUUUCUGGUAACUGAGUUCACAUCUGUUUAACAUAGCAUGACCUGACUUCUGGUAGAUGGACUUCAAUAUUAGAUGACCAGACUUGGACAAGUUACAUGUACCUUCACUUAGGGAUUAUUCGUAACAUUUUUUGUGUUUGCUUGUGAUUGGUGAAUUGAAAAACCUCGCUCAGAAAAAGCAGUUUGAAAAAAGUGAUAUAAUGUUAUUAUUUUGUUGGAUACAAAAGUGGAUGUUUUAGAAUGGCUGGGAAAUUUGCCCAGAAUAAUAUUGAAGGUCGUCAUCUCUCUGUAAAAAGAGUGUUUUUUUUUCUGACUUUAUCAACAGAUCAUUUUUGAGGGCCCUGCUUAAAAACUUCUCCAUGACGUUCCUGUUUCCUGUGUUUUUCACAGUCCUGUUUUUUGAGCAUAGUCGUACAGCCUAUGAUGUCAUUGCAAACUCAACAGUGGUAGUUACUAGUGCUGCUCCACCGAGACAACAGGGUAACCAGUUGAAUCGGAGACAGUAGGGUAGUAAUUUGGCUGCUUGUUUUAGGAUGUACUGUACAUUGAAAUUAGCAUUUUUCAAAAAGUUGGUAUCCUUGAAUGCCUAGAUUGUGAUUGCAAGCAGGGAAAAUUUUGAUCUCAAAUCCUUGAAAGUGUUUGUGACGAGUCAAGUGGUUACAGCUGUAUGCUUUUGUGACUAGAGUCAACUCCCUUACAUGUAAUAGCGGACACCAUAGGGACCUCACGUUAGUGUCCUCAUGCAUUGGCAAGAGUCUGUAAUAGAGGGAGUUUAUUUCAGUCAAACUUCUCUAAUUUAUUUUUGCCUGGGAUCUAGCUGCUGCCCUUAGAGUUAUAAGUGGGGUACUUAUAAAUGGCAUUUUACAGUAUACUUUUAUUUAACCCAAUGGCUACCUUAGGGCGCUUUCCAUUUGUCAGAACUUGCUGGCCUGACCAUUGGCGGAUCAGUCAGUUAGCAAAUGAAAUUGGCUUUUUCCAAAGGGUUUUUGCUGAGAAAUCAU